Molecule: messenger RNA, 312 nt
Organism: Encephalitozoon hellem ATCC 50504
Lineage: Eukaryota; Fungi; Microsporidia; Unikaryonidae
Product: 60S acidic ribosomal protein P2
Exons: 1
Coding region: 1-312 (103 amino acids)
Biological process (GO): cytoplasmic translational elongation
Cellular component (GO): ribosome; cytosolic large ribosomal subunit
Molecular function (GO): structural constituent of ribosome
Source: RefSeq, a predicted model, not a curated record
AUGGAAUAUGUUGCAGCCUACGUCAUGUUCAAUAAGGUAGGAAAGGAGAUCAACGAAGGGUCUAUGGCUGAUCUGUUCAAUGCGAUAGGUGCAGAGAUUGAGCCUGAAACCAUGCGCUUGUUUCUGUCAAAAGUUUCCGAUAAAAGUAUGGAAGAAGUGAUGUCGAAGGGAAAAGAGCUCAUGGCAUCGCUUGCAAUUUCAUCGGCUCGGGAAUCUGCACCUGCACAGGCUGCUGACACGCCAGCCCCGUCGCAGGCUGCCGAAAACAAAGAAGAAGAGGAGGAGGAUUUCGAUAUCUUUGCUGCAUUUUAA